Nannizzia gypsea CBS 118893 is the source of this 1227-nucleotide messenger RNA. RefSeq names its product urease. Bases 1 to 1227 code for a protein of 408 amino acids. The record is from RefSeq and is a predicted model, not a curated record. The transcript has 2 exons. Lineage: Eukaryota; Fungi; Ascomycota; Eurotiomycetes; Onygenales; Arthrodermataceae.
AUGCCUGCGUGGAGUCACAGCCGCGCUACCACGCCUGGCCCUGGGCGCGGUCGCAGUGUGACUCCCGGCGUCGCGCUGAACGAAGGUCCCCUCGACCUCAUCCAGUCCAUCAACCUGCUCACCUACCGCAUCAACUCGACGGCCCAGGACCUCUUUCUCGGCGCACAGCAGCCGGCCGUCUUCACUCCGCUAACCUGCGACCAGGUCAUUGUAGGUCUUGCCGCGCUCCAAUCGGCCGUCUCGGACCUUUCUCGCGCCUACAUCAACCACGCCAACACGGUGCUUAACCGCGGACCGUCAUCCAUUGAUAUCGGCGGCCUCAACUCGCUGCUGGAGAAUGGGAUCUUCCCUUCCAGCGUUGCCGGUGCCGGUGCUGGUGCUGGUGGAGAGGGCGAGAAUGGCGCUUCUGCCGACGCUGCAGGCCGAGCUGCGAGCCCGGGAGCGCGUUCGGUAGCCGGCACCAAGCGCAAGCGUGUCCAUGAUCCCAAUGCGCCCAAGAGAGCUCUCACGGCGUACUUCCUGUACAUGAAGCAUGAGCGAGCCAACAUUGCUGCCGAGCUGGGUGCCAAUGCCCGUCCAAAGGAGGUCGCGGAUGAGGGAACGCGUCGAUGGGGGAAGAUGCCUCCCCAGGAGAAACAGAAAUGGAAAGAUAUGUAUGCCGAAAACCUGGCCAUCUACAACGAGGAGAUGAGCGCAUACAAGGCCAGUCUGCCACCGGGACACAAGGUCGACAGCACUGUGCCAGCCACCCCCAAGCCAGCCAAGGCAGCAAAGACGUCAAAGACCAGUAAGCCAUCGACCAAGGAGGCAGCCAGACAGGACGAUGAUCACGACGCAGCAGCAGAGGAGCAGCUCCAACAGGCCGUCCGCGAAGCCACCACAGAGAACUCCUCUUCCGAGUCAGACUCGUCGGAUAGCGAGAGUGCAGAUGCCACUCCAACCCCGUCUCCGCCCAAGCCGACGCCCAAGUCGCAGAAACGUCGUCAGUCCAAGGCUGCUGCCGCCGCCGCCGCCGCUGCACCAGCGCCGGAACCCGUCAUCGAGACGCCUACUCCAGCACCCAAGAAGCCGUCCCCGGAGAAGAAGGAGAGGAAGGGCAAGAGUAAGGACAAGGAUAGACGUGCCUCGACCGCUGCUGUCCCAGUGGCCGUCCCGUCACCCGCCCCGGAGCCACCCAAGUCCGAGAAGAAGCCCAGAAAGAAGCGUAAGAGCACAGUUGACGAGUAA